ACGCAAUAUUCAAAAUUCUCUUCUGACUUCACGUAUGAUUAAUUCGAACCAAGUUACCUCUGCUUCUUAACCUACACAACAAUGAAACUCGUUUUCCUUCCUGUCCUGCUCGCUGUUGCAGCAACAGCCGCACCAGCAUCACUGCCUGCGGCAGACAACACAAUUCUCAAGAGGCAAGGAGCAGGCAAUGCUGCUGUAGGUGUUGGUAUAGGUUUUAACUUUGGCGCUGACCCCAAUGCCGGCUCUGGCGGCGGAGCAGCCGAUGGUGGUGGUGGUGGUGGUGGAUUCGGGUUUGGGUUCAAUGCCGGUGCCGGUGCCGGUGCUGGGGGAGCAUAAUGCUGGGGAUUCAAUUACCGCGUGGAUAAGUAGGCGACUACUUACAAUCUACAAAGUUCUGUGCUAUGAAUAUAGCGCAUGUGGGACGUGGUUGAACUUUCUGAUAUUCGUCACUAUCAAUUGUCUUUAUUCUUCCUCUUAUUCGCUUGUUCUAUGCGAUUCGUUUUUUUCGGGAAGGGGUGGGGCCUGGCACUGCAGUGUAGUGGUGGAAUGAAUACAGCGAUUUCUCAUGGUCUAUAGAAGGCACGA
Messenger RNA from Pyrenophora tritici-repentis Pt-1C-BFP, 585 nucleotides. Lineage: Eukaryota; Fungi; Ascomycota; Dothideomycetes; Pleosporales; Pleosporaceae. The record is from RefSeq and is a predicted model, not a curated record.